AUGUCUCACUCCUCUCCCAACCUUGAUACCAUUGUUCGUCCUAUUGAUAUCAUUUUGGAUGGCUCAAAUUAUAAUAUGUGGGCUCAAAAUAUGGAAGUAUUUCUUAGAGGACGAAAAUUGUGUUGUUAUGUUUCUGGUGAUAUUCUUGCCCGCAAGCAACAAGAUGGUGAGAGUCUUGAUAAGUUUACAUGUCGGCUUGAAGAUUGGCAUAGUAUUCAUUAUAAAAUAUUGUCUGGGUUUAUCAAUACUUAUGUUCCAUCCAUCCAUAGCCUGCUUCCCAAGCUUGGUAAUGCUCAAGCUGCUUGGGAUUUUCUUGCUAAACAAUACAACUGCAUUCAUGAUGCUUCAUUGCUGUUCCAGCUUGAGACUAAGCUUUAUCAGACGUGUCAGGAAUCAGAUCCUCACCUCAAAUGUUCUGAUGACAUUGAGUUGUUUGCAACCUACCGUGAUCGUCGUCAGUUUAUGCAUUUUAUGAUGGCACUUCGUGAGGAUUUUGAAUCUACUCGGGCCUCUCUUUUGCAUCACACACCUCUUCCCACUCUUGAGAUUGCAGUUGCUAAACUUAUUUCUGAAGAAAAUCAUCAUUCAACCAUGAAGAUGCAAACUCCAGAUUCAGUUGUUGCUGCCAUCCCCCAGACUACCUUUGGAUCUUCUUCAGCCUCGGGUCGUUUCCCUUCUCGGUCCUCAAAGACUGUCUUCUACAAAUACUGCAAACGUUUAGGUCACUCUAUUGUGGAAUGUCAAAAAUUGAAGAACAAAAAUCAAUCUCGAGACCCCUUGUUUAAAGUUGAUGUCGUGGCUCCAACUACUCCUUCUGCUCUUGAGUCUGCUGCUGAGCCUUCUUCAGUGUCCAUUACUCUCACCACUACUGACAUUGAGGCAUUAAUUCAUCAGGUUUUGUCCCAGUCUUCUAGUGCUUUGUCUGUCACCUUAGGUACAUCUCUUUGGUUUUUUGAUUCUGCAUGUUGUAAUCACAUGACCUCUAAUUCCACCAUUUUUUCACAAAAAUCUACUCUAUCACCCAAUCCUAUCAUAUACACUGCUGAUGGUUCUCAUUUAUCUGUUAGUCAAAUUGGGUCUAUUUCCUACCCUACCUUAUCUGUUGACAACACCUAUCUUGUUCCCAAGUUAUCCUUAAAUCUCCUUUCAGUUGGUCAACUUUGUGAAUUAGGUCUUCAGCUUGCCUUUUCUAAUGUUGGUGUUGAUGUGCAGGAUCCACAGAGGGGUCAACUUAUUGGGAUAGGUAGUAAGAUUGCACGUCUAUUCGAGCUCACUUCUUUGCAGCUUCCAUCCCAUCUGUCUCGCUCCAUUGUUGCUCCUACCAUCUCUUCUCAGCUGGGUCAUGCCUCUAUACCUCGUGUUCAUCUUUUGGCCUCCCAAGAUAAUGCCAUGGAAUACAAUGACAAAACUCUCCUUGAGUUCCUAAAUCAACAAGGCACGGUGUCACAUCGUUCUUGUCUCUAUACCUCUCAACAAAAUGGUCGUGUCAAACGAAAACAUCGUCAUAUCCUUGAUAUUGUAAGAGCUCUUUUACUUUCUGCUUCUUUGCCUGAAAAGUUUUGGGGUAAAGCUACUCUUACUGCUGUGUACACAAUCAAUGGGGUACCCUCACCUAUAGUCCACAACAAAUCUCCUUAUGAGCUUCUCUAUGGUAUAGUUCCUAACUAUUCCUUACUUUGUGUCUUUGGUUGUGCCUGUUUUGUUACUCUUCCUCCUCAUGAACGAACCAAACUGGAACCCCAUUCUCGGUUAUGA
This is a messenger RNA of Pistacia vera, 1755 nucleotides long. RefSeq lists its product as uncharacterized. The record is from RefSeq and is a predicted model, not a curated record. The coding region runs from base 1 to 1755 and encodes 584 amino acids. The transcript is spliced from 3 exons. Gene Ontology annotation, biological process: DNA integration. NCBI's taxonomy places the organism in Eukaryota, Viridiplantae, Streptophyta, Magnoliopsida, Sapindales, Anacardiaceae. Gene Ontology annotation, molecular function: nucleic acid binding.